Messenger RNA from Prunus persica (peach), 2148 nucleotides. RefSeq names its product probable leucine-rich repeat receptor-like protein kinase At1g35710. Gene Ontology annotation, biological process: hormone-mediated signaling pathway; protein phosphorylation. The record is from RefSeq and is a predicted model, not a curated record. Lineage: Eukaryota; Viridiplantae; Streptophyta; Magnoliopsida; Rosales; Rosaceae. Gene Ontology annotation, cellular component: plasma membrane. Gene Ontology annotation, molecular function: protein kinase activity; protein binding; ATP binding. Bases 1 to 2148 code for a protein of 715 amino acids. The transcript has 2 exons.
AUGACAUCUUUAACUUCCGCUAAACUAUGCUUCCUGCCUUAUUGCCUUGUCAUCUUGUUGUCUGUUUUAUCACCAAAUUGGGUUGCUUUUCCUUUUGCUACUUCUACUUCUGAUACUGAAGCAAAGGCUCUUCUCAAAUGGAAAGCCAGCUUAUUUCCAAAUCAAGCCCUCAAUCAUCUUACCUGGUACGACCCUCCCACUCAUAAUAUUAAUGCCACCAAUUCUUCCAGCAGCAAUCCAAAACCAAGAACAAGCCCAUGCACUUGGACUGGUGUUUCAUGCAACUCAGCUAGAAGUGUCAGAACGAUAAGCCUUUCCACUUGUGGUAUUCAAGGUAUGCUACAUGAGUUUUCAUUCUUGUCCUUCCCUAGUCCUGAAUAUCUUGACCUCAGCUUGAACAAACUCUUUGAUGCCAUCCCACCUCAAAUCAGCUACCUCUCCAAACUCCACCAUCUUGAUCUCUCCCAAAAUAACUUGUCUGGGAGAAUUCCACCAGAAAUCGGUCUCCUAAGAAAUCUUAGGUUUCUUCCUCUCUCUGCAAAUACUUUCUUGGGGGUAAUUCCAAAAGAGAUAGGCAACUUGAAAUCUCUUGUAGAUCUAAGGUUGUCUUACAACACUUUAAGUGGUCUCAUCCCUUCAAAUAUUGGUAACUUAAUAAAGCUAAAUACUUUGUAUUUGGCUAAAAAUCAACUUUCUGGUUUGAUUCCCAUGGAGAUAUGGAACUUAAAAUCUCUUGUAGAUCUAAAGUUGUCUUACAACAAUUUAAGUGGUCUCAUCCCUCCAAAUAUUGAGUUAGAGAAUCUCAAGAAUUUGACUGAACUGCAGUUGGAUACAAACCAAUUGUCUGGUUAUUUGCCCCCAAAUAUCUGCCAAGGUGGAAAACUCACAAAAUUGUCAGUAGGCACAAACUAUUUGACUGGUCCAAUCCCCAAAAGCUUGAAAAAUUGCACAGGCUUAGUGAGAGUCUUUCUUGACCAAAACCAAUUGACGGGCAAUAUAUCUGAAGACUUUGGUGUUUAUCUGAAUCUUGAUUUUAUGAAUAUAAGCCACAACAACUUGUAUGGAGAAAUCUCACACAACUGGCGACAAUGUCCAAAGCUAAAGACCUUACUAAUCGCAGGAAACAACUUUACUGGUAGCAUACCACCUGAGAUAGCCAACGCAACCCAAAUUCAUGUGUUGGACCUUUCUUCAAAUCAUUUAGUUGGGUUGAUCCCAAAAGAAUUCGGGAGACUGGCUUCUUUGGAGAGGUUGAUGUUGAAUGGAAAUCAACUUUCGGGUCGUAUACCGUCUGAAUUCGGAUCAUUGAAUGAUCUUGAAUAUCUUGACUUGUCAACAAACAAAUUCAAUGAGUCAAUUCCGAGCAUUCUAGGUGACUUGCUCAAAUUGCACUACUUGAAUUUGAGCAACAACAAGUUGGCUCAAGCAAUUCCAUUUAAGUUGGGGAAGUUAGGUCAAUUGAAUUACAUGGAUUUAAGUCAUAACUCUCUUGAAGGUAAGAUACCAUCAGAAAUGGGCAGUAUAAAGAGUUUGGUGACACUUGAUCUUUCCCACAACAAUCUUUCGGGUUCCAUACCAUCAAGUUUUGAAGAGAUGCGCUGCUUGUUGUACGUUGACAUAUCCUACAAUCACUUGGAAGGUCCCCUUCCCAACAUUAGUGCAUUUCGACAAGCUCCGCUAGAAAGAUUGAAAGGGAACAAAGGAUUGUGUGGUAAAGUUAGAGCUCUGCUGCCACCCUGCAAUGCACAUGGCUCAAAAAAGGACCACAAGGUUGUAUUCUCUAUUCUAGCAGUAUUUGUAUUGCUAUCUGCUCUCUUUGUAAUAGUGCAAAGAAAGAAGAAGCAUCAAGAUACUAAACAAAACCACAUGCACGGAGAAAUUUUCUUUUCGGUUUUAAAUUUUGAUGGAAAAUCAAUGUAUGAGGAAAUCAUAAGGGCAACAGAAGAUUUUGAUUCCACAUAUUGCAUUGGGAAAGGAGGACAUGGAAGCGUCUACAGAGUGAAUUUGUCAUCUGGAGACGUAGUGGCCGUGAAGAAACUCCAUCUGCCAUUGGAUGGCGAGACAGAAUUUCAGAAGGAGUUCUUGAAUGAAGUAAGGGCACUCACUGAGAUAAGACAUCGGAAUAUUCUGAAGCUCUAUGGUUUCUGA